Filobasidium floriforme is the source of this 1070-nucleotide messenger RNA. Its product is annotated as mitochondrial outer membrane translocase complex, subunit Tom20 domain-containing protein. Bases 19 to 657 code for a protein of 212 amino acids. NCBI's taxonomy places the organism in Eukaryota, Fungi, Basidiomycota, Tremellomycetes, Filobasidiales, Filobasidiaceae. Gene Ontology annotation, cellular component: mitochondrial outer membrane; mitochondrial outer membrane translocase complex. The transcript is spliced from 5 exons. Gene Ontology annotation, molecular function: transmembrane protein transporter activity. Gene Ontology annotation, biological process: tRNA import into mitochondrion; protein import into mitochondrial matrix; protein targeting. The record is from RefSeq and is a predicted model, not a curated record.
UCUCUUAACGAAACAAAUAUGCCUACCACUCAGCAAAUCGUCGUCGGCUCGUUGGCCGUUUUGGCCACCUCGGCUGUAGGAUAUGCCGCCUAUUUUGACUACAGGCGGAGAAACGACCCGGAAUUCAGGAAGAAGCUGAAGCGAGAGCACAAGAAAGUGCACAACGUUGCGACCCGAGAGGCCCGAGAGAACAAGGCCAAGACCACACAGCUCCUCAAAGCUCAACUUGUCUCCAUCUCCAAGGAGAGUCUUCCCAACAACCCUGCUGAGCGAGAACAAUACUUCAUGGAACAGGUGGCUAUGGGAGAGGGUUUGGCUCAGGCCGGCCCUAUGAACGAGGUCCCUGCUGCUCUAUGCUUCUACCGAGCUUUGCGAGUAUACCCUAGCCCCGUCGAGUUGAUCAUGAUCUACCAGAAGACCGUACCCGCCCCCAUCUUUGCCCUCCUGAUGGAGCUCACCUCGCUUGACGUGUCAGCCGGUCAGGCUGGAGGUGCGUCCGCACCCACCGGCAGUCUCGCCAACAUCGAUGAUGAUGACGACGAGGAGCCUGCUACCGUCGAGGCCUCCACGGCACCUACCACCACGGGAGGCAGCGGGAGUGAGGACGGCUCGCCGAGUGCCAGUGGCGAGUGGGAGGACGUUGAGGAGAGGUCUUGAGCUUGAUCAGUCGACCUCGACCCGUGGGUUAUGUGGGACUCGAGUGCAGGUAUGAAGGACAAGACGGCACCGAAACGAUAAAGACGGAAAUGAAAGAAAGACACAAUGAAUCUCCUAUGUCAACGGAGGGCUAAGAGAGUGAUCAUCGUUGGCACAUACCGCCGACUUUGGGACGCACGGGGACGCAAGCGAAUUAUCACCAUAUCAAGACAUUUCUCCACACCUGUAUCAUCAAUGCUCGAGUGAUUGUUCUUGCGUGCCUUAUGACCAUCAAUUAUGCUCGUUAUGGCCAGUGGUCAGUAGCUAUGGAUAUGCCCGUCUACAUGGCGAAUAUAGCGAGCCAUUGCCGAACGAGCUCUAUGGAUCUAUGGCCGCCGGAGGAGGCUGGUACGCGCUCGCCGGCUUGCUGAUGA